UCACAAGACGUCUUACCAAGAGAUCUGCAAGCAUAAAAAAAGUGCCAUUUAUGCGAAGACCACAUUGGAGAAAGUACGCAAAGACACUAUCACCGGUUAAAAUGAGUUCAAAUGUAUAUUCUGCAGGGCUAGGCAAUGAAGAGUCAAAGGAUUCAAUGACAAUCAGCCUCACAGAAAUAGAUAGAAGAAAUGCAACUGACUUGUUGAGAAAAAUUCAGUCAAUUGGAAAUGCAUCCCAUUAUAUUCUGGCCAAGGUUUAUGGGGUAAAUGUAACAGACAUUGAUAUCGCAUCACUUUUUGGGAAUCGUUGGUUAACUGAUCAGGUGUGGAAGAAUGUUAUGACUUUGAUGGUGUAA
Molecule: messenger RNA, 356 nt
Organism: Mytilus trossulus (common blue mussel)
Lineage: Eukaryota; Metazoa; Mollusca; Bivalvia; Mytilida; Mytilidae
Exons: 4
Coding region: 51-356 (101 amino acids)
Source: RefSeq, a predicted model, not a curated record